Ochotona princeps (American pika) is the source of this 762-nucleotide messenger RNA. It is a transcript of the gene NQO2, whose product is annotated as N-ribosyldihydronicotinamide:quinone dehydrogenase 2. Gene Ontology annotation, cellular component: cytosol. Lineage: Eukaryota; Metazoa; Chordata; Mammalia; Lagomorpha; Ochotonidae. The transcript is spliced from 6 exons. Gene Ontology annotation, molecular function: NAD(P)H dehydrogenase (quinone) activity. The record is from RefSeq and is a predicted model, not a curated record. The coding region runs from base 3 to 698 and encodes 231 amino acids.
CCAUGGCAGGGAAGAAGGUGCUGAUCGUGUACGCCCACCAGGAGCCCACGUCUUUGAACGGGUCCCUGAAGAGAGCGGCCGUGGAGGAGCUGAGCAAGCAGGGCUGUACGGUCACUGUGUCCGACCUAUACGCCAUGGACUUCGAGCCCCGGGCCACAAGGAAAGACAUUACCGGGGCCGUCUCUAACCCCAAGGUCUUCAGUUAUGCAGUGGAAGCCUACGAGGCCUGCAAGCAGAGGUCUCUGAGCAGCGACAUCAUUGAGGAGCAGAAGAAGGUCCAGGAGGCAGACCUGGUGAUAUUCCAGUUCCCACUGUACUGGUUCAGUGUGCCAGCCAUCCUGAAGGGCUGGAUGGACAGGGUGCUGUGCCAGGGGUUUGCCUUCGACUUCCCAAAAUUCUACGAUUCUGGCUUCCUCAAGGGUAAAUUAGCCCUUCUGUCGCUGACCACGGGCAGCACAGCCGAGAUGUACUCAAAAGCCGGGAUCAGCGGUGAUUUCCGGUACUUCUUGUGGCCCCUGCAGCACGGCACGUUGCACUUCUGUGGAUUUCAAGUCCUCAGCCCUCAGAUCAGCUUCGCUCCGGAGCAUGCGUCUGAAGAAGAAAGGAAAGCCAUGGUGGCGUCCUGGGCCCAGCGGCUACAGACCAUCUGGCAGGAAAAGCCCAUCCAGUGCACCGCCCCCUGGUACUUUGGACAGUGACCCUGCUGGCCAGCCUGCGCACCACCCCAGAUUGACGUGCCAGCUCAAGGACCAGCUUCUUGGU